Molecule: messenger RNA, 975 nt
Organism: Parascedosporium putredinis
Lineage: Eukaryota; Fungi; Ascomycota; Sordariomycetes; Microascales; Microascaceae
Source: the annotation of a GenBank genome assembly
AUGAAGUGGCUUCCCGUCGUCCCCGCCCUCGUGGCGACUUCCCAGGCCGCCCUCCGAUUCGGAUGCUCCACCCUGACCAUCCAGCGCCUCGACCCUCUCGUCGAGCCCGGUGCGGUCCCCUCGGCCCAUCUUCACCAGAUUGUCGGCGGCAAUGCCUUCAAUGCCAGCAUGGACGACACCGUCGGCGACAAGGGAACUUGCACCACCUGCACCUUUAGCGAGGAUUUCUCCAACUACUGGACCGCCGUCAUGUUCUUCAAGCACUCCAACGGUACCUACCAGCGUGUUCCCAUCAUGCAGAACACCGCUCUCCCCAACGGUAUCAACGGUGGCAUGACCGUCUACUACACCCAGCAGGACUUCUCCUCCAACGGAAACCAGAAGAUCACUGCCUUCCCUCCCGGCUUCCGCAUGGUCGUCGGUAACCCCGGUGUUAGGACUUUGGCCGAGCAGCAAGCUGAGCAGGGUGCUCCUGGUCUCCGCUUCGUGUGCCUCCAGAACAAGGGCACUCGCUUCCCUGAGCUCGCCAACUUCCCCACCUCCCCUUGUGUCGGCGGUAUCAUGACCGUCCACCACUUCCCCGCCUGCUGGGAUGGCGGAACCUUUGUCAACGCCGGUGCUUGCCCCGCCUCCCACCCCGUGCGCGUUCCUCAGGUCGCGUACGAGACCCUCUGGGAUACCACCCAGUUCAACGGUCUCUGGAACACCGGCGACCCCAACCCCUUCACCCUCAGCUACGGUGACGGCGACGGCUACGGCACCCACGCCGAUUACCUCUUCGGAUGGAAGGGUGACUCGCUCCAGCGCGCCAUGGACUCCAACUGCAUGUUCAACGCCUGCGAGGGUGGACGUCCUCUUCUGUCUCAGGGUGUCAACGAGAUGAACAAGUGCACUGUUCAGACGCUCGUCGAUGAGAACAUCGAUGGCUGGCUCACCGAGAUGCCUGGCCAGGGCGCCAUCGUGAACAAGAAAUAA